This is a messenger RNA of Pararge aegeria (speckled wood butterfly), 1101 nucleotides long. RefSeq lists its product as uncharacterized. The transcript has 5 exons. Lineage: Eukaryota; Metazoa; Arthropoda; Insecta; Lepidoptera; Nymphalidae. The record is from RefSeq and is a predicted model, not a curated record. The coding region runs from base 119 to 1042 and encodes 307 amino acids.
GUGAGCGGGUGCCUAUACCUGCUAUUAUUUUCUGUGCUUGGGUUAUACUAAUUUUCCACUAUUGCUCGUUUCCUACAACGACACAAAUUGUAAACGGUAUAAGUGUGAUAAUGCAUCUAUGAUGUUCAAGAGAGAGAUCGGUUCGUCAAAUAUGGAUCUACGGCUCCAUAGUCACGAGUUUAUCGCCAAAUUCAUAGACGCUUUUAGAAAAAACCCUUGUCUAUGGAAUACUAUGAACCCUGAGUAUAGAAACAAGAAGUCCAGAAUGAAGGCUUAUAAUAAGCUACUAAAGUACGCGAGGAGUGUCGACCCUAAAAUAACUGUCACUGACGUAAGAAAGAAACUCCAGUCUAUACGCGCUUCCCAUAGGAAAGAAAGAAAGAAAGUGACUGAGAGUAUGAAGACAGUGGAAUCGUUAAAAAAUGUCUACGUACCAAAAUUGUGGUAUUACAAGGAACUUGAGUUUCUAAACUAUAAUAUGGAAGGUACGUUUGAAAUGACUAAUGUUGACAACAUCUGUGAAAAGUCUAGUAGUGAUGUACUCGAAAUGUCCAACAAUUCAUCUGAAAUGUCCAUCACUGACAGUACAUCAGAAAAGUCUUUCCCUAUUGUUCAGGGACUUCAAAUAAAAAAAUACGUCAGUGAUAGUGAUGAUCAUGAUACCACUAAAGACGAGGGUUCCGUCAAAUCUAUAGUAUCAAAUUUUUCCUUGGAUUCGGUACGCGAAACAUGGGAGUCGGACCCAGUUUCUGUGCCUAAUACAAUUCCGAUGCGGGCAAACCCAAAUCAGCCCUACAGCGAGGGUGUGCUAAAUAACGAGCCCACCAACGAGAUCCUUAGUUAUAUAGCCAGGAAAAUAGAGCGUAACCGAGACGAAUUUGAUAUAUUCGGCAAAAAUGUCGCAGCAGAAUUAAGGACUAUGACACACCAACAGAGAAUUAUUGCUAAGAAACUUAUGAAUGAUGUCAUUUUCCACGGCCAACUGCAAAACUUGACAGUGGAAUCUCAAGUCCAAACCAAUAAUUUUUUUUCCGAAUCCUAGAAAAUCUUCCUUCUUUAUUGCUAUUUAAGUGUUCAAUAAAGAUAAGUAGGUCAAUGGCA